Molecule: messenger RNA, 792 nt
Organism: Closterium sp. Yama58-4
Lineage: Eukaryota; Viridiplantae; Streptophyta; Zygnematophyceae; Desmidiales; Closteriaceae
Source: the annotation of a GenBank genome assembly
AUGGAUACUAAGGCCCCAACUGCCAGUCGCAAUCCGAGCAAGGACCGCUUCAAGUUGGCCCGUUUCCCUACGAUUCGACCCGCUGCGCCCACUCUUCUCUCCACCUCUCUAAACGGCGCGGCUCCCGCACUUCACGCGAAUAUUCACGGCGUCCUCCUCUCCCGCCUCGACGCGCCCGCGUCAUCCCCCUCUCUCACCCGUCCUUCCGUCGAUUGCUCACUGGAAUGGACAUCGCCCGCGCAGGCUCCUGACCGUUCCUCCGCUGCGCCACUCCGCUUCCCUCAGGAAAUAUUCCCCCCACAUUCCGCAAGCGCGCUCUCCGACCACUCCGCGCGCGCGGCAGCGGGCGAGCCACGUCUCUCCAACUUCUUACCACCUCCUCCCCCCGAGUCGGCCCCGCUCGACACCCGUGGCGCGCCCACCAGAGCGUCGCCUCGAAGUCGCGCCAUCGCUGGUCGUAGCGCGUCGCUUCCGGAAUCCGCGUCGCGUGACGCGAUCGCGCGAGCGUCUCUGCCGAAGCGAUGGCUGUCGAGUCCCUCUCUUCCCCUGCUCGAAUCUUCCAGUUUUGACGCUAAUUCCCGGUCGGACGGGCGACAGCAGUGCGCGCAGCCGAUGCGGGACUAUUCAUUCGUGCCUUCGUGCGCCGAUGCUGUAGCACGCGUUGGUGCUGCGCACUUGCUCCGCCAGACCCUGCCGCCCGCAGCGACGCUCCACGCGCCGGGAAUCCGGCCGGAGGGGGAAGGGGUGUUGCGGCGGCAGCGGUCGCUUCCGCGAAGUAUCACUUGUUGCUAA